Messenger RNA from Oryzias melastigma (Indian medaka), 2638 nucleotides. RefSeq names its product small VCP interacting protein. Gene Ontology annotation, biological process: positive regulation of autophagy; negative regulation of retrograde protein transport, ER to cytosol; negative regulation of VCP-NPL4-UFD1 AAA ATPase complex assembly. The transcript is spliced from 4 exons. The record is from RefSeq and is a predicted model, not a curated record. The coding region runs from base 432 to 680 and encodes 82 amino acids. Gene Ontology annotation, cellular component: endoplasmic reticulum membrane. Lineage: Eukaryota; Metazoa; Chordata; Actinopteri; Beloniformes; Adrianichthyidae.
UGAACGCAACUCGACAAAUUUGUGUGCGGAGUAAACAAACGCUCAGAGAAAUUUAUUUGGCUCCGGGGGCUAAACUCUGUAAAUAUAUAUAUUUCUCAAAUGCCGUGGCGUCCAAGCAAGAGGUUUGCGGAUAGAUAAUUUAUUUCGGAGCUUGGAGAAGCAGUUUGCCUCGUAGUGAUACCUUGUAACCGUUAGCUAAAAUGCAUUUGUCUCCGUCGCUCUCCGUUGCUAGCACUAGCCUCUAGCUAGCAGCAAACGUUAUGCCCGACGACCCCACGGCAGCUGAUGGGAGUAGCGGCCGCCACUUCUUACGCUUUCUAUGCCACCCCAGUGAUUUCAGGAGAACCAGGCUGCUCAUUAGAUAGCUAGUUGCUUGAAGCCAAAAUAGAGUUUAAUAAUUGCCUUUUUACUUGGUGGACUAUUUAUCCAGAAUGGGAAUGUGCCUGCCGUGCCUUGGUGGAGCAGCGGACGACGUAGUGGUCACUCCAGACCCAGAGACCAGAAGAAGACAGCUAGCUGAUGCUGCUGAGAAGAGACAAAAAGAGACAACGUACAGGGGGGUUAAAAAUCCAGAAGCAGUGGAAAGGAAAAGGAAAAAGCAAGAGGAGGUCGAGAAACAAGCGAUGACGACCUCUGUGUCUGGUGGAGGUGGAGGCGGAUUAAAGUGGCAAGUGGGCUGAAAAUCUGGACUAGUCUAAACGCUGAUGCCCAAACCCCUUUGAAGGAGAAAUCACUGCUAGAUUACUUGAAAGAUGCUUAACCUGCUGACCACAUAACCACGGUUUCCUCUUCACUUCUGUCAGAUUUGAAGCAAAGCAGUCUGAAACGGUUCCAAACAAAACGCUGACUGGUUUGAACCUUUGGAGUGUGGAGGACCAGGUGAUCAUGAACAAGUCUCUCCUGGUCCUCCAUAUUGGAAAACCCAGGAAAUAAUUAAAAAUAAGUUAAAAAAUUCUUAUGUUUUUUUUAUUAUUUAAUAAGACACCUACCUAUAUUAAUUUAAUCCUGUAUCUAAGUAGGUGACUCAAGUAACCUGGUUUUUAAAUGCCACAUAAUUUUUUGCAACAUAAUUUGGUUAUUUUAAAAAGUGGAUUUCCUUCAGAUAUAUAUCUUUUCUAUGAAAAAUCACGUUUCUUCAAAUUAGAUUAAAAAUAUUUACGUUUGAUAAAGUCUGUGAACGCUCAACACUAAACUUCCAGAAGAGAUUUGAUUAAAGGUGAUAUAAUAUAAAUACAAGAUGGCAUAUAUAAACUAACAAGCAGAUUUCUUAGUUUACCCCAUUGGCUGUAUAUAGAGAACUGGACUGAGUGACCCCCCCCCCCCUCACAUUCCAAAUAAUAAGUACCUGCUGAUCCCAAAAAGCUGAAAUCACAUAGAUUUACUCAGUCAGAACAACCAUGUUUUGCUCUGAUACAUCUGUUUAACAUCAUCUUGCCAAUUCAAACAUUUUCAGGAUUUUUUUUGCUGUAGUGCAAGUAAUUCAAACUAUAAACUGACCAAUCACAUGCCCCGAUAAAAGUGGGUGAUCUUGCGUUGAAUGUUCAAAGUGUUUGACAGAUUCUCUUGAGCCCACUUUCAGAGGAAGGGGUGUGGCCUAACAUGCUCACUACUGAUUGGAAAGAUGUUGCCAUGGAGAUGUAGACUAAGACUGACACGGACCAAUCACGGUGAUGGACAUAUCCCAGAAAAAUGGUAACUGAAUUGACUUCUUUGGUUGGAACUGGAAGCAGGUCAUUCUCUAUGGGUGACAUCACACUUGCUCUGUCCAGUUCUCAUAUACAGUCAGUGGUUUACCCUAAAAUCCAGGUUACUGAAGCAUCUGGACAAACACCCAUGUGAGAUCACAUGAAGGCUCUUAUUUUGAAAUUUGGAAUUAUAUUUUUCAGUGUUUUGAGGCUUCACAAUUGAAGCUUUUUGUGGCCAAGUUCAUCUUUUGCUAAAUCCUCAAAAGUAGCAUUCAUCCAUAAUGGUUUUGCUUUUGACAGCACAGGAAGAAGUGCAAAUAUAUUUAAGCCUUCUGUUGAAUUAGCUGCACUAGUCACUAUUGAAUGUUGCUGAACAGCAUAUUGCAGAGAAUUUGUGUGUACGGGAAAAGUUAGGUGGGGUGUUGUUUUUCGAGUUUCUAAUCAUUGUUCUGUGAGCAAACACUGCCUGUUUCACAACCUGGUCUAUAUAUAUUCCAUUAAUUAUUUACAAUCUUAAUGGUUUGUUCAGAGACCUUUGUCUCAGCAGCAACAGGAAACUGAGGAGCAUAAAAAAAGAAGCCUCUGAAACGCCCUUCACUACGUAAAACUUGAAAAAAAAAACUGGUAGUGUGUGGACAAUAAGCUAGAGUUUGACCUAAUGCACUUCACCUGCUCAUAUACCAGUGUUUGCUUUAUGAAGGCCUUCUAUUUUUUGUAAUUUUCUAUGCAGUUUUAGUUUCAAUUAUUUGUGCUAAACACUAUCAUGAUGCCUAUUUAAUUAAAACUUUGGUUGUUUAUUGCAGCUUACACUGUGUAAACUGUGUAAACAUAUUUACAGUGACUUUGCGUUUCUAACAGCCUUCCUUUAAUCAUUGAAUGCUUCCAGAGCUCCUGCUGUUUUCUAGAACGCAAAAUUUGAUAUUUACUACAAUAAAUGAGUCAAAUUUCUGCCA